Pyrus x bretschneideri (Chinese white pear) is the source of this 1514-nucleotide messenger RNA. Its product is annotated as probable fructokinase-7. The transcript has 7 exons. The record is from RefSeq and is a predicted model, not a curated record. Bases 214 to 1290 code for a protein of 358 amino acids. Gene Ontology annotation, cellular component: cytosol. Gene Ontology annotation, molecular function: fructokinase activity. Lineage: Eukaryota; Viridiplantae; Streptophyta; Magnoliopsida; Rosales; Rosaceae. Gene Ontology annotation, biological process: fructose metabolic process.
GUUUGCUUUCUUUCUUUAAAUAGCUUUUGAUUUGUGAGUCCCCGACGACUACAAGAUCGCAUAUUUACCCCCCAAUUAAAGCUCAUCCUGUAACUACAACUACACUGCACCAACACCAAAGACUCUCUCUCUCUCUCUCUCUCUAUCUCUCCAUUUCUUUUUGCAUACUCUGCUCUCUUGUUGAACUUCAAUCUCUGCAAUUCCAUUCCUGCCAUGGCUAAUAUUCUCGCCCCAGCUCUGGACAAAAAAUUGGUUUUGCGUGAAGAUUCUAAAGAUGAAUCAUCGGAUAAAAAAGGAGGGUCACAAGAUGACAAGUCCCUGGUUGUUUGCUUCGGGGAAAUGCUAAUCGACUUUGUGCCCACAGUUAGUGGAGUUUCACUUGCUGAAGCAUCUGCUUUUAAAAAAGCUCCUGGUGGUGCUCCUGCUAAUGUCGCUGUUGGUGUUGCAAGACUGGGUGGUUCAGCAGGUUUCAUAGGCAAGGUAGGCGAUGAUGAAUUUGGAUACAUGUUGUCUGACAUUCUAAAACAAAACAAUGUUGACAAUUCUGGCGUUCGAUUUGACCCCAAUGCAAGAACUGCAUUGGCUUUUGUUACACUCAGAGCUGACGGAGAGCGUGAAUUCCUGUUUUUCCGUCAUCCAAGUGCUGAUAUGCUUCUACGUGAAUCAGAGCUUGACAUAAAUCUAAUUAAGAAGGCAAAGAUCUUCCAUUAUGGUUCAAUUAGUUUGAUUGAUGAACCAUGCAGGUCAACCCAUCUAGCUGCUAUGAAAAUUGCCAAGGAGUCUGGUUGCAUCCUUUCUUAUGACCCAAAUUUAAGAUUGCCGUUGUGGCCGUCGGAAGAUGCUGCACGGAAAGGCAUAAUGAGUAUAUGGGAUCAAGCAGAUAUAAUCAAGAUAAGCGAGGAUGAAAUUAGAUUCCUGACUGGUGGUGAUGAUCCUUAUGAUGAUAAUGUGGUGUUAACGAAGCUUUUUCAUCCCAAUCUUAGACUGUUGGUAGUAACUGAGGGUUCAGAGGGUUGCAGAUAUUACACUCAGAAAUUUCACGGCCGGGUUGGUGGUGUUAAAGUUAAAGCUGUUGACACAACUGGUGCUGGUGAUGCAUUCGUCAGUGGGGUACUGGACAGCAUAGCUUCUAACUUGAGUCUUUUUCAGGAUGAGAAGGGGCUACGAGAAGCUCUACUCUUCGCAAAUGCAUGCGGUGCGCUCACAGUAACAGAAAGAGGAGCCAUUCCUGCAAUGCCGACGAGAGAAGCGGUGCUCCAGUGCUUAAAGCAGGCUGCUGAGAAAAACUAGACGACAAUAGUCGGAAUUCAUGUAUCAAUCGUAGUGUAAUUUGAGUGUUAAUCUGAGUUUCUUUGCUGAGAUACCAUUGAGCUUGUUGCUCCUGGAGACCUCCCUGCUAUAUAUUUUCGAUUCAACCCCACCCUUCGGUUUAUCUCGGAGGUGUCUGUGUCGUAGGGUACUGGUGGUUACUAUGUAAACCACUGCCAAUAAAAAAUUUCAAGUUCAAAUUGUCA